Molecule: messenger RNA, 381 nt
Organism: Venturia canescens
Lineage: Eukaryota; Metazoa; Arthropoda; Insecta; Hymenoptera; Ichneumonidae
Gene: chic
Product: profilin chic
Exons: 2
Coding region: 1-381 (126 amino acids)
Cellular component (GO): cell cortex
Molecular function (GO): actin monomer binding
Source: RefSeq, a predicted model, not a curated record
AUGAGCUGGCAGGAUUACGUUGACAAGCAGCUGCUUGCGUCGAGGUGCGUCACAAAGGCAGCGAUCGCUGGACAUGAUGGAAAUCUAUGGGCUAAGUCGGACGGCUUCGAAAUCAGUAAAGAGGAACUGACGAAGCUCCUACAGGGCUUCAACGAACAGAACAUAUUGACGUCGUCGGGCGUCACAUUGGCCGGCAACAGGUACAUCUAUCUGUCAGGUACAGAUCGCGUGAUUAGGGCAAAACUGGGCAAGAUCGGUGUACACUGCAUGAAAACGUCGCAGGCGGUCGUCGUGUCCCUCUACGAAGAUCCAAUUCAACCACAGCAGGCUGCAUCGGUCGUCGAAAAAUUGGGCGACUACCUCUUGUCCUGCGGCUAUUAG